Dujonia railenensis is the source of this 918-nucleotide messenger RNA. The record is from the annotation of a GenBank genome assembly. NCBI's taxonomy places the organism in Eukaryota, Fungi, Ascomycota, Pichiomycetes, Serinales, Debaryomycetaceae.
AUGAUGAUUCGUUUAUCCAGUAAGCACAUCUACAGAUCACUCAUCAGAUCGCCUAUUAAUUUUCAACGUUUCAACUCGACUACUUCCCCACUCGAUCGUUACAAAGAAAAACUUGAGCAGAAGGCUAAAGAAGUCGGUGCAGGAUCAGUCCAAGAGUUGCAAGUUAAGCUCAAAGACGAGAUAGAACAGAAGAAAAAGGAUUUAAACAAAAUUGAUCCCUUAAAGGAACUUGAAGAUUACGAAAGAAGACAAGCCGAAGAAAUUGCAAAGGAAAGAGAUGCUAAUACAAUAAAAGUUAGAUCUCCAAUAUCUAAAGAUACCCCAAAACUCCCAUACAAGACCAUGUCCUCCUUUGUAGAUGUAGAGAAGAUUCAGGAAUUACCAUCCAAGGAGGUUGAAUUUCUUUGGAGAGCAAGAUUCCAAAAUAGAGAAAGAAACAUUCACGCUAUAUUGAACAAUUUGCAAUUCGCAAAAAUCUAUGCUGCUGCUUUCAAGAACCCGAAUUUCAUUCUUCCAUUGCCUCGAGCUUCAGCUCAAACUGAAGAUGGUAGUACCGGUUAUGAAAUGCAUUUUGUGCAAUGGUCAUUUGUAGGCCCCCAGACCACUUAUUGUAUGAUUACUACAGUAGCUGAAUAUAAACUUCAUAAAGAAUUCGCCAAACCUCACACGACGUUGAUGUUCCACCAAGAUAUUUCCAAUACACACGACUUAGUACUCAUGAAUGGGCAACUUGAACAGGAAGCAAACUUAACUUUGGAUGAAGCGACAUUGUUAGUCUUGAAUGUACAAAGAUUUUAUGGUGGGAUUGGAGACCAAGAAGGUGCUAAGAGAAAAGCAGAAUUAUUGCAUCACUUUACAAUUGGCUCUUCAGAAUUUGAUAUUGAAAAGUUGAUUGCUGAAGCUUCAUCAAUGGACUAA